CCGGUGCAGAGUGCGGCAUCCCGGGCCCGGGAACCAGGAUAGAUAGCACCGCGGCCGAGGCGACGGGGGGUGCGGGGUGGAGCGUGCCCUUUAUUUUCUAUACGGGUUCCGGGGCCCGGUAGAGGCGCGCCGAGAGGAAAGGAAAGUUGCGGAGGCCCUGGAACCUGGAUAUCGCGCGAGGCAAGCUGCGCGCGGGCGGGCGGGCUAUGGCGCAGGCGGGUUGCGGGGCCGGCGCUGGUGGCGGGGCCCGGUGCAUGGCGGUCUGUCGGCGGAGUCGCCCUCGGGGGCUGUCAGAUUUGUGACCCAGAAGGAAAUCUCACCUCAGCUGUGGCUCUCAGUGCUGGCCAGAAGCCAACUUCAUGUCUGAAAGCACGAGCAGCAGUUUGUCAUGGAGAGCUUGGGGCUACAGACGGUGACCCUCAGUGAUGGGACGACGGCUUAUGUCCAGCAAGCUGUCAAAGGAGAGAAGCUGCUUGAAGGGCAAGUGAUCCAGCUUGAGGACGGAACCACCGCAUACAUUCACCAAGUGACGGUGCAGAAAGAACCUCUUUCCUUUGAGGAUGGACAGCCUGUGCAGCUGGAGGACGGCAGCAUGGCCUACAUACACCACGCACCCAAAGAGGGCUAUAACCCCAGCGCCCUGGAGGCCGUCCAGCUGGAAGACGGCUCCACUGCCUACAUUCACCACCCCGUGGCCGUGCCGUCGGACAACACCAUUCUGGCCGUGCACACAGAGGUGGGCUUGGAGGACCUGGCCGCAGAGGACGAUGAGGGCUUCAGUGCAGACACCGUGGUGGCCCUGGAGCAGUACGCCAGUAAGGUUCUGCAUGACAGCCAGGCAUCUCAAAACGGCAAAGGGCAGCAGGUUGGGGACAGAGCAUUCCGCUGUGGGUACAAGGGCUGCGGACGUCUCUACACCACUGCUCAUCACUUAAAGGUGCACGAAAGAGCUCAUACAGGUGACCGUCCGUACCGGUGUGACUUCCCCAGCUGUGGAAAGGCGUUUGCCACAGGAUAUGGACUGAAGAGUCAUGUGCGCACCCACACUGGAGAGAAGCCAUACAAGUGCCCAGAGGAGCUGUGCAGCAAGGCCUUCAAGACCUCGGGAGACCUGCAGAAGCACGUCCGGACCCACACCGGUGAACGCCCGUUCCGGUGCCCCUUCGAGGGCUGUGGCCGCUCCUUCACCACGUCUAAUAUCCGCAAGGUACAUGUGCGCACCCACACGGGCGAGCGGCCCUACACCUGCCCCGAGCCCCACUGUGGCCGCGGCUUCACCAGCGCCACCAACUACAAGAAUCACGUGCGCAUCCACACAGGGGAGAAGCCAUACGUUUGCACGGUGCCAGGCUGUGGGAAGCGCUUCACCGAGUACUCGAGCCUGUAUAAGCACCACGUGGUGCACACGCACUGCAAGCCCUACACCUGCAGCACCUGUGGCAAGACCUACCGGCAGACCUCCACCCUAGCCAUGCACAAGCGCAGCGCCCACGGCGAGCUGGAGGCCACAGAGGAGAGCGAGCAGGCCCUUUACGAGCAACAGCAGCUCGAGGCCGCCUCUGCAGCCAAGGACAGCCCACCACCCAAACAGCCCCAUAUUGCAUACCUUUCGGAGGUGAAAGAAGAGGGUGAUGACAUCCCAGCCCAAGUGGCCAUGGUGACUGAGGAGGACGGGGCGCCCCAGGUGGCUCUGAUCACUCAGGAUGGUGCCCAGCAGGUCAGCCUGUCCCCGGAAGACCUACAGGCCCUGGGUAGUGCCAUCAGUAUGGUGACUCAGCACGGCAGCACCACCCUCACCAUCCCCAGUCAUGACGAUGACCUUGCCACAUCUGGCACCCAUACGGUCACCAUGGUCAGCGCUGAUGGCACCCAGACGCAGCCAGUCACAAUCAUUACCUCUGGGGCUGUGGUGGCCGACGACGCGAGUGUAGCAUCCGUUCAUCAUCAGCAGGUGGCACUGUUGGCCACGGCCAACGGAACACACAUCGCUGUGCAGGCAUUCCCUUCUGUGAGCAAGCCCGACUCUCGGACCCUGGACGUUCUGUGGCUCCCUGGCCAUACCCAGCCUGAUUGGACUCAGGGAACUUCCUGGUUAUUGGCGCCCUACUAAGUACUCACUGGAGGAGCAGCAGACUUUAGAGGAGGCCAUCAAUGUGGCCACCGCUGCGAUGCACUAAGGAGCCGUGACCUUGGAGACCACAGAGUCCGAAAGCCGCUGCUGAGCCCACGAGGGCCGGGUCCCAUUCGUGUUGGAGGAGGUGCCGAGCCACCCAGCCAUCCUCCUCUCCAAGGGCCCGGGCUGUGGCUGACACGGGAAGGUGGCCACAUAGGUCUCCAGGGCGAUAAGGCAGCAGGAAGACGGCGUAACUGAAGGAAAUCAUGGCCCUGCCCAAGAGGAGGGCUGGAUAGCUGGAGUCGGGAGCGUGUCGUCCUCAGGAGCUGAGGAGGAUGAGCUUGAUUGAUCUCCAGGCUGCAAUGAGGUGUCUCCCUUCAGAAUCAGCAGGGCGCCCACUCCCCUCCCUCCAGGGAAUACCUUCCUGCCCUCAGUCCACUCCCCUUCUCAGGGGGCGAUUGGGGCUGCUGUGGGGACUGGUCCUCACUCUGACUGGUCGCUGCCCGCCAGGGGAGAGGGCAGACAGGUCUUCAGCCCAGUAGGGGCAGAGCAGGCCCAGUCGUGCCCCUCCCAGCAAUAACCACCUCCCCGAAGGCCAGCCGAGAUGCCUGGCCACUUGGCAGCAAGGACUUCCUGCCAGCGCAGCCAGAAGUGCUCAGGGGCCAGUGGCUGGAGGAAAGGUGUCCAGCCUCACCCCCUACCCCAAGCUGCCCCCAGCCUCUCUGUGGCAGAGAGGCAGGGAGCAACCUUGUACAUACUGGGGAUUGAGUUCAAUUUUUUUUAAUUGCAUUUUGAUAAUUUUUUUCCUGCUCUGGGCAGUGAUGGCAAACGGGUGAAUGAGUAUUUAAUAAAAGUUCCAAGUUUC
Rhinolophus ferrumequinum (greater horseshoe bat) is the source of this 2978-nucleotide messenger RNA. RefSeq names its product zinc finger protein 76 (gene ZNF76). The coding region runs from base 389 to 2110 and encodes 573 amino acids. Gene Ontology annotation, cellular component: nucleus. The transcript is spliced from 15 exons. Gene Ontology annotation, biological process: central nervous system development; regulation of transcription by RNA polymerase II. The record is from RefSeq and is a predicted model, not a curated record. Gene Ontology annotation, molecular function: DNA-binding transcription factor activity, RNA polymerase II-specific; RNA polymerase II cis-regulatory region sequence-specific DNA binding. Lineage: Eukaryota; Metazoa; Chordata; Mammalia; Chiroptera; Rhinolophidae.